Messenger RNA from Chrysochloris asiatica (Cape golden mole), 2905 nucleotides. RefSeq names its product translocation associated membrane protein 1 (gene TRAM1). Gene Ontology annotation, cellular component: endoplasmic reticulum membrane. The record is from RefSeq and is a predicted model, not a curated record. Gene Ontology annotation, biological process: protein insertion into ER membrane; SRP-dependent cotranslational protein targeting to membrane, translocation. The transcript is spliced from 11 exons. NCBI's taxonomy places the organism in Eukaryota, Metazoa, Chordata, Mammalia, Afrosoricida, Chrysochloridae. The coding region runs from base 265 to 1389 and encodes 374 amino acids.
GGCGGCCGCGGCACCAGCGAGCACCGCCUCCCGGGUGCGCAUGCUCGCCCCUGCUGCGCUCUCGCCUUUUUUUUUUUUUUUUUUUCUGGCGGCCCCGGCGGCUGCGUACUGGCUGUGGGAUGGGAAGUGAAGCUCCAGCAAGCGGCUGCAGCGGGGCUGUGAGGAGCAGCCAAGGGGAGGCGGCGGCGGUGGCGGCUUGUCGGUGAGCAGCAGUGAAGAGCGGAGAGAAGAGAAGCACCUGCAGGCACGGGUGGCGGCCCCACCAUGGCGAUUCGCAAGAAGAGCACCAAGAGCCCCCCGGUCCUGAGCCACGAAUUCAUCCUGCAGAAUCACGCGGACAUCGUCUCCUGUGUGGCGAUGGUUUUCCUGCUGGGGCUCAUGUUCGAGAUUACAGCAAAGGCAUCUAUCAUUUUUGUUACUCUUCAGUACAAUGUUACAGUCCCUACAACAGAAGAACAAGCUACAGAGUCAGCGUCCCUUUAUUACUAUGGUAUCAAAGAUCUGGCUACAGUUUUCUUCUACAUGCUAGUGGCAGUAAUUAUUCAUGCCAUAAUUCAAGAGUAUGUGUUGGAUAAAAUAAACAGGCGAAUGCACUUCUCCAAAACGAAGCACAGCAAGUUUAAUGAAUCUGGUCAGCUUAGUGCAUUCUAUCUUUUUUCUUGUAUUUGGGGCACAUUCAUUCUUGUCUCUGAAAAUUACAUCUCAGACCCAACUAUCUUGUGGCGAGCCUAUCCCCAUAACCUAAUGACAUUUCAAAUGAAGUUUUUCUACAUAUCACAGUUGGCUUACUGGUUUCAUGCUUUUCCUGAACUCUACUUCCAGAAAACCAAAAAAGAAGAUAUUCCUCGUCAGCUUGUCUACAUUGGUCUUUACCUCUUUCACAUUGCUGGAGCUUAUCUUCUGAAUUUGAAUCAUCUUGGACUGGUUCUUUUGGUGCUGCAUUAUUUUGUUGAAUUUCUUUUCCACAUUUCUCGCCUGUUUUAUUUUAGUGAUGAAAAGUAUCAGAAAGGGUUUUCUCUGUGGGCAGUUCUGUUUGUUUUGGGAAGACUUCUGACUUUAAUUCUUUCAGUACUCACUGUUGGCUUUGGCCUUGCAAGAGCAGAGAAUCAGAAGCUUGAUUUCAGUACUGGAAACUUCAAUGUAUUGGCUGUUAGAAUUGCUGUUCUGGCGUCCAUUUGCAUUACCCAGGCCUUCAUGAUGUGGAAGUUCAUUAAUUUCCAGCUUAGGAGGUGGAGGGAGCAUUCUACCUCUCAGGCACCAACUGUGAAGAAGAAACCAACAGUGACAAAAGGAAGGUCUUCUAGAAAAGGAACAGAAAAUGGUGUAAAUGGAACAGUAACUUCAAAUGGAGCAGAUUCUCCCCGUAAUAGAAAAGACAAGUCUUCAUAAUGAAUUAAAAGCUAAUUGAUUAAUGUCCCCAAAGAAUUCUGCUUUUGCUAUAUCUUUCAGCAUUAGAGAUUUUUCUGUUCUUGAGAAUACAGUUUAUGCUCUUUGAUUCUUGCUGUUGUACUCUUUCAUGCAUUUUUUAAAGGGCAUUUUAUGGAGGAUGAUUGAAAUGAAUGAAAAAAUGUUUUAGCUUAGACUAAGCUACCUGCCUUCAGAAUAGUUUAGGGACCACCACCGUUUUUUUUUCUUUACCUUUGAACAUUUUUCUAAUGAUUUGGAGAGAUAACUAUUUAUAGAAAUUCCACUUAUCAGUGAUAUAAUUUCUUGCUCAUCAGUUUUUUAUAAUAUUAGCAAUGUGACCUGUUCCAGCAAGGUCAUAUUUUUUAAGUUAUCUUUCAGGGUAAAAUGGAAAUACUAUAAAGUUGGAAGUCAGACUUUGAUAUGUUUUCAGUGUUCUCUAAUUUUUAGGAGUUUUUGUAGCACUUAAACACCUGGAAAAAAAAUUUUGUAAAAUCACCAAAAUAAUUGUGUGCUUUAUUUUAUAGAUAGAAGUUGCUAGUGUUAUAUCCCCCAGACCUCUUUUUUUUUUAAUUAAAAAAGACACAUACUAAUGUUACAACAUGUGGAAAUGUGCUGCCAUAUAUAUGAAAUCAAAUUAUAUUAACAUAAAAGUACUUGUGAAGAAGUAAAAGUUUUCUUGUGCAUUUUAAACACUUGUAAACUGGAAAUCAGAAACGUGUUUACUACAAAAAGGAAAAUCUGACUUAUGUGGCCUUUUUUUUGUCACGUGUAUUAAGAAUGAUUCAUAAUAGGACUUGUCUUAAGUCUUGAUAUGCACGGCAUCUUAGAAAAACAUGUAAAAUCUUUUGAAAAUAAUGCCUACUGGAUUUAUAGCUAUAAAAUGAAUGUCAAGUAAUUAUAUUUGGAAAGCAUUCAGUGGACUAACCUUAAAUUUAAAAAUUCAGGUGGAUAAAUAUAUGAAAGACAGUGCUUUAUGUUGUAACUAUAGCUUUGGUCCCAUCUUUGAUUGAGAAACAUUUAUCUAUAUAAAACAUAUUUUUGGAUAAGUAUAUAUAUAUAUAUAUACACACACAUAUAUAUUUGUAUCUCUACAGAAAGGCUCUAAAAAGCAUUUGAGUAAAAUAUUUGGUUCCCUUUUCUAUAAUUGUCCUUUAGAGUCCUUAUAGCUAUAUUUGACUUUUCUUUGUCUUUACAGUACUGAUAUUGUUCCUUUUGGUGUUCACAUCUUGUUCCCCUUUCUCACUUUCGUCACCAGCUCUAGUUGUGCCGUGUUUUGUGUACAAGUUGCAGACUUGUUGGGUCCGCAGUUUGAGUUGCCAUGCUGCCAUGUUUGUCUUUUUGUUUCCCGCUAUUUACCUAUUUCUGGAAAAAGUAGUAGCUCUCUGGUAGCAUUAUGGAAUUUCAGUGGAACCAAACUUUUGCCAUUAAAAACUGGCAUUAUAUUGAACUUAUACGUUGAGAAAUCAAUCAAAAUAAAACUUUUUACUUUCACAAGCUG